Molecule: messenger RNA, 334 nt
Organism: Closterium sp. NIES-65
Lineage: Eukaryota; Viridiplantae; Streptophyta; Zygnematophyceae; Desmidiales; Closteriaceae
Source: the annotation of a GenBank genome assembly
CUGUCCCUUUUGCAACACGGAUGCAUUCUCUGUGGAGCAUCGAGGCAAGCGCACAGCAGCGGAGAGACACGCCGACCUGCUGGAGGAGCAGAGGGCGGUGGAAGCAAUGAUAAGAAUGCAGGUUGAGGCCGCAGCGGCGCACUCAGCACGGCUGGCUGGGCAAACAUCACCAGCAGCAGCAGAAGCAGACACAGCAGCAGAAUCAGGGGAAGAAGCAGCAGGAGCAGCAUCACCAGCGUUGGCACGGACCGUAUCCGCAAGUGACUCAGAGGAGAACAUGGAAGAAGAUGCAGAGGAGUUGAUGCUCAGCCAAGCCAUCUGGCUCUCCCUGCAA